AUCGCUUGGGUAGGUUUCCAGGGAAGGCUGCGAGCUGGAUCCCCUACUCCGCUGGCGGCGCGAGGCGUCUGGCUCUUCGCGGCGGCUGCGAGGGGAAAAGGAGCGCGGGGGCUGGGUGGAAUCGAGGAGUGAGGAAAAAGGGAAGGGGCGGGGGAGAGGGACCAGGGAAGGCAUCAGGGGGAAUCUCGCGAGGGUUGGAGUUUUGGCGAGAGUUUGUGGAAGAUGGCGCCUGUUGUGACAGGUUAUUGAAAUUAUGAAACUAUCAUUCAAAUGGAAGCAUUGUAGUUCUUCGGAACCAUUAUGAUCUCAAAAGGAAAGGAGAAUGAUACAGAUACACUGGCUGAGGUGUUUUGAGGUGCAUCGAAGUGUUCCAGCCUGUGGCUUACCUUAACAUGUUCUUGAAGUACCAUGGCGUGGAUUAAAAGAAAAUUUGGUGAGCGGCCUCCACCUAAACGACUUACUAGGGAAGCUAUGCGAAAUUAUUUAAAAGAGCGAGGGGAUCAAACAGUACUUAUUCUUCACGCAAAAGUUGCACAGAAGUCAUAUGGAAAUGAGAAAAGGUUUUUUUGCCCUCCUCCUUGUGUGUAUCUUAUGGGCAGUGGAUGGAAGAAAAAAAAAGAACAAAUGGAACGCGAUGGUUGUUCUGAACAAGAAUCUCAACCAUGUGCAUUUAUUGGAAUAGGAAAUAGUGACCAGGAAAUGCAGCAGCUGAACUUGGAAGGAAAGAACUAUUGCACGGCCAAAACAUUGUACAUAUCUGAUUCGGACAAGAGAAAGCACUUCAUGUUGUCUGUAAAGAUGUUUUAUGGCAACAGUGAUGACAUCGGUGUGUUCCUCAGCAAGCGGAUAAAAGUCAUCUCCAAACCUUCCAAAAAGAAGCAGUCGUUGAAAAAUGCUGACUUAUGCAUUGCCUCAGGAACAAAGGUGGCUCUGUUUAAUCGACUUCGAUCCCAGACAGUUAGUACCAGAUACUUGCAUGUAGAAGGAGGUAAUUUCCAUGCCAGUUCUCAGCAGUGGGGAGCAUUUUACAUUCAUCUCUUGGAUGAUGAUGAAUCAGAAGGAGAGGAAUUCACAGUCCGCGAUGGAUACAUCCAUUAUGGGCAAACGGUCAAACUUGUAUGUUCAGUUACUGGCAUGGCACUCCCAAGAUUGAUAAUUAGGAAAGUUGAUAAGCAGACUGCAUUACUGGAUGCAGAUGAUCCUGUGUCACAGCUCCAUAAGUGUGCAUUCUACCUUAAGGAUACAGAAAGAAUGUACUUGUGCCUUUCUCAAGAAAGAAUAAUCCAGUUUCAGGCCACUCCAUGCCCGAAAGAACCAAAUAAAGAGAUGAUAAAUGAUGGGGCUUCCUGGACAAUCAUCAGUACGGAUAAGGCAGAGUAUACGUUUUAUGAGGGGAUGGGCCCUGUUCUGGCCCCAGUCACGCCUGUGCCUGUCGUGGAAAGCCUUCAGUUGAAUGGCGGUGGGGACGUAGCAAUGCUUGAACUUACAGGACAGAAUUUCACUCCGAAUUUACGAGUUUGGUUUGGGGAUGUAGAAGCUGAAACUAUGUACAGAUGUGGAGAGAGUAUGCUCUGUGUCGUCCCAGACAUUUCUGCAUUCCGAGAAGGCUGGAGAUGGGUCCGGCAGCCAGUCCAGGUUCCAGUAACUUUGGUCCGUAAUGAUGGAAUCAUAUAUUCCACCAGCCUUACCUUUACCUACACACCAGAACCAGGGCCGCGGCCACAUUGCAGUGCGGCGGGAGCAAUCCUUCGAGCCAAUUCAAGCCAAGUGCCCUCUAAUGAAUCAAACACAAACAGUGAGGGAAGCUACACAAAUGCCAGCACAAAUUCAACCAACGUCACGUCAUCGACAGCGACAGUCGUGUCCUAACCGCCGUCCUUUGCCAGGACUCACACUGACUUAAGUGCUGCACAAUGUUGACAGAAAAGGAGAGAGAAAAAAAUGAACAAUCUUUUGUGGUUUCUUGGGAAAACUUUUCAUACCAGGUGAUAAUUACUAUUCAGAAACCCCAUUACCUACAAGUGCUGAUUUGAAGUGCAGAAGCCACAGUAAAACAAACAAAAAAACCCAUCAAAAUGUACAAACUUUUGGAAAUCCAUUUUUUUUUCAGCUGUAAUUUUUGUUUGGUUGGGUUUUGUUUGGUUUUGUUUAAAUGGGCAAAAAAAUAGAGAUGUGGCCGGAGUAAAAGUUAAUCAAAGUAGAAGACAAAAAUCUAACAGUUUUCAUGGACCAAGGAACUUGUAUAAGCUUUAGUAAAAGGUACAUUUUCACCAUACCUUUUUUUAUAUCACAGUAUAUAGCACACCUUUGUUACCAAAUAGGUGGUUCUCCCUGCCCCUUGGAGUUUUUUGCUCUUAAGUACAUUCAGGUUCCAAGCCUGACCAUGCUUGUUAAUCUAAUUACCAUAUUCUUCCAGGUCUUUUUGGUCUAAGGCUGGAACUGUUCUUUUUAUUUUAUUAUUAUUAUUUUUUUAAAGCUGAAGUCUUAUGACUUUUCAUGGGUUGAAAUUGUUUGGAUUUCAGCAAGUCAAAUCUUGUAAAGGCCUGCCUAUUUUUUUUAAGAUUAUAUGAAGUCUGUGCAAAAGCUUUAAAAAAAAAAUGCCUCUGCCUUGCCUGCAGUACAUGCAACAUACGUUAACCUAGUCUCUAUUCUCAGUCACCAUUGAUAGUUAUUUCUCUGUGUUCCUUUUUUUUUUUUUUAAUGUAUUUAUAGUGGUAAUCCAAGAGGUUCUAACUUUUACCUGGAAUUAAAUGUGGCCAUUUAGUCAUUAAUGAGUUUAAUGGCAUGGAACAUGUUGAUUUUUGCAGUGUUCCCUCCUCCUUUCCCCUGCAGAAAUGUAUCUUUGUGUUCCAGGAUUUGUUCAGGUUUUUCCCCCUCCUAAUCUUGUACAUAACUUGUAUUAUGUGUAAGUUAAACAUUUUAUUUUGAACUUGGAAUGUUUCCAUGAUUUCAUUCAGCAGGGAGUUUUUCUGCCUUGUUGACAUAUAACAAAAAAAUAUCAUGAGAAGUAUUUGCUACCAACUGGUAGAUGGUGCCCUUAUUGUAUAAUGAGGAAAAUCUUAGCAAAAGCAUGCUUUUAUUUACUUUUUUUUUGGUAGCCUAGGCCAAAACAUCAUUGUAACCCUAAAACAAGAUGCUUUUACUAGAUGACCAACUAAAAUAGCUGGAAGACAGUACUUAAGUAACAGAUAGUUGUAAGAUUAUAAAAAUGCAAAUAUAAUUUCUUUCCAUCUCUCUCCCUGCCUUUUUUUUUGUCUUGUCUUCCCCAGUACUGAGUGUCUUUAUAAAUAUCUCCUACUCAGAAAGCAUUUCUUUUCAUUCAGUUGAGAUUCAGGGUUGUGUGCUGGCCGUGCGUGCUGGGCUCACCAUUUUUAUGUCACUUCUGUUCCUGCACUUCGGUUAUACCUUUGUUCAGUUUCUUAGAAAUUGCAGCAGACUCGUUGGGCUACAUUUAGUACAGGAACCAUGUGUGUAAUGUUCAAGGACACGGUCUAGUCAUGCAAUCAUCUUUCUUAGAGUAAAAACUACCUCUAGAUUGUGGUAAGCUUUUACUGUCCCAUAAAACAGGAGCCACAAGUACCUUAACGAAUGCAAAACUGUAACUUCCUGCAGUGUUUCCCUACAGAAAUGGUCUUUCUGGUGUCCUGGGCUAUUUUGAAAAGUUUCCAUCAGUAGACAUUUUAAAACCUCACUGUUUGUAGCUUUUCUCCCCCUCAGCUUUGAUGUCUUCAGCAUUCAUCCUUUUGCUCAGACUAUGUCAUUGUAAAUACAGUUCCUCGCAUCUUUAAAUCGCUUUUCCCUCAGUUUUCAAGGGGGAGGUCAUUUGUAAAACACGUUAGUGGUUAAGUCAAAGUUACUGUGCUUCUCUCUUUACUGCAAGCCUUUUAAAUUACUCACAGGCCGUGUUAUACUGUAUAUGGCCUUUCUCUCUUCAAGUCUGCUCUAGUCACCGGCUUCUCUCUUGUGAGCUAAUCCUGCCUCAUACUUUAAAUCUGUUUCAGUGACCAAGGGCAGAAUUCAUUGUGGCCUUAUCUUUCUUUGUUUUAACUGUUUACUGCUUUUUCCUGCAAACUUGUGUAUUUCUGAGUAGUAUUUAUUCCUCUCUCUGUUGAGUCUGGAAGUAGUCUUUACACAGUGCUUUCUGUUCAGAGCGCAGAAAUGUUUUCAGUGCUGUUGUACUUUGAAUUGGCCACAAGUUUCCUUCACUUCCCAGGUUUUGUAUUCAGUUACAAAAUUGUAUUUAAUCAACUGAUAGCAUAUGAGAUGCUUUUGAAGAACAAACUAUUCCAUACCCAGAUUGCAAUUCAAAAUAAUUUUUCAAGUUUAUGACUUUAUUAAAAUGAACUUUCGUUUGUUUACUGUUUAACUAUAUGUAGACCGUAACCCUUUUCUUCUUCUUUUUUUUUUUUGAAAAGUCCAAGAAUAUACUUAUACAGGCAUUUAUCCCCACUAUUUUAUGCCAUUCUACAUACCAUAAACUUAAGACUGAAAUGAUUUGUCUUUUGUGGCUUAUUGUUUAUCAGUAGUUCUUUUGUCAGCUGCUUAAAAACCUUUUUCACGGAUUUGUGAAUUACUUUCAAGUAUAAUUUAUAGGAGCCCUGCCCUCUGGUUUAGUAGAACAUGGCCCCUCCCCCAGUGGUGGCAUUAUUAACAAUGCUGGUCAUUUUUCCUCAUAAAGACUCUCAGGAUGGUAACCACUUCAAUUAAAGUAUAGCACAUUUAAGUUUUGGGUUUUUUUUUUAUGUUUUAUUUUGGAAGUGUAUCCUAUGCUCUCAUGAGUCUAUGCAGUUUCUCAAAAUAUGCAUAGAAGCUGAGUCUUAUCCAAUAUGUUUUUAUUAGUUACAAUGAAUUGAUCACAUAGAUUGGGAAGGCAAGCCAAAGGCUUUAAAUGUAAAGCCUUUUUUAAAUGUAAAGUGCCCUUUUUAUUUGGAAUGAUUUUAUCGAGUUGAACACUAGUAUUAAAUAUUUAACCUGCUGCUGACUUUUCUUAAACUGUGGCAACUAAAGGCAUCCUCAUGUAUGUAUGAAUUAGUGAAAUACUUGUCACUCUUACUGCACAGACUUAUUUACGAUUACAACAGGUUAAUUUUUUGUUUGUUUUUAAUGAAACUGGUACCAUCUGUACCCUCACAGAAAUUAUCCAACACAGUUUUGAGAACUAAACUAACUAGUCAUGUUUAAUCAGAUAAUCCACACCAGGGCGGGGGGGCAGGGUUGGGGAAGGUCCUUUUUGAAACAAAAUGUUACUCAAUUAUUAACCAAGUUACUUAUUUUGAUUUCAAAAGCAGCUGUGUUUCUGAUGAGUACUGAACAAAUGUGUGUAAUUUUCUGUGCCAGACUUUUGACUUUGUUUUCAAGCACUGUAAUGUGGGAUGAAUGGUUAGAAACAAUAAUAUAUUAGGGUUUCUAUGUAACCCUUUCAGGACUGAACUGUAUCUCCUUUUAUUAAUUUUUCCCUGUGUUGUGAUAAAUGUUCGCCAGCAUUCAGUACUGUGUUGGUCCAGAUGUAGAUUUAUAUGCUCAUUUUUAGCUUAUUUCUUGUACCUUGCAGCAUGCUCUACACAUUCAGUCCUUAAGGGGUUUAUUUUACAAACUGUGCGCCUGUAAGGUUUAUUAGCAAUAAGAUAGAAAAUUGAGCAAGUUUAUACCAUAAUUUUGUAGAAAAAGGAAUCUGCUCAGUUCCAUAUUUCAUCCAUGAGAAACCUGCAAUAUGGGCAGUUUCAAGAAAUAAAUAAAAAGGAAAUGUAAACCAUUGUAAAAGUCUUCUGUUGGAUGUGCCUGAUGCAUGUGUUACCGUCUUUGAUUUCAGAGUAUUUCAUAAAGAUGAUAUCAAAUUCUGUA
Molecule: messenger RNA, 5841 nt
Organism: Vicugna pacos (alpaca)
Lineage: Eukaryota; Metazoa; Chordata; Mammalia; Artiodactyla; Camelidae
Gene: RBPJ
Product: recombination signal binding protein for immunoglobulin kappa J region
Biological process (GO): regulation of transcription by RNA polymerase II
Cellular component (GO): nucleus
Molecular function (GO): RNA polymerase II cis-regulatory region sequence-specific DNA binding; DNA-binding transcription activator activity, RNA polymerase II-specific
Source: RefSeq, a predicted model, not a curated record